Molecule: messenger RNA, 2508 nt
Organism: Meloidogyne enterolobii
Lineage: Eukaryota; Metazoa; Nematoda; Chromadorea; Rhabditida; Meloidogynidae
Source: the annotation of a GenBank genome assembly
AUGUCUUCAGUUUUAAGUUCUUUUUUCUCUAGAGAUCCGCGCACAUCAUUUCCCUAUUCACUUCCUACCGAGACUUUUACAGUUCUUACACAAGAACAAAUAAAUGUUGGCAAAAGUUUAAAAAAGUCAGAACCUCAAGAAAAGGCAACCUGUUUUUGGACUUUAAAUGCAAAUUCGACUUCACUUAAAAUUCAAGCUCAAAAAUUAAAAACUCUGAGGCAUCCUAAUGUGCUAGCUUAUUUGGAUUCUUUGGAGGUUGAAGGCUCAUUCUAUUUAAUUACCGAACCCUGCCGGCCUCUUGCCUAUUAUUUAUCAGAAACUAAAUUGACCUCUACACAAUUAGAGUUGGUUGUAUCUUGGGGAUUAUAUCAAGUUUUGAAUUGCCUUAAAUUUUUACAUAAUGAAGCCAAAUUGUCUCAAAAUAAUAUGCGAAAUGCUAUUUUUGUUACUUCCUCCGGUGAUUGGAAAUUGGCUGCUUUUCAAAGUUCAGGCAGUUUAAGCUCUCCCCAAGUCGAUUUAAACGACCUAGCCUCAGUUGUUCUUCAAAUAUUUACUAAAAAUGAUUCUUUGGAUAUUUCUUCCCCUGCUGCUCUUUCAAAAAUACCUAAAAGAAUACAUCCUUUAUAUAAAAGACUAUGUGCAAAAUUGCGAGCUGUGAUGACUGUUGGGGAUAUUUUGAAUGAAUGUAGAGCAAAUGGUGGCUUUAUGAAAAAUAAAUUUGUCGAUACUUUAUUGUUUCUGGAUGAAUUUCAGCUUCGAGAAGCACCAGAAAAACAAUCUUUUUUUGUUCGUUUAAAUACAAAUUUGGAACUUUUUCCUGAAGAUAUUGCAAGGAAUAAAAUUUUGCCGAAACUUAUUCAUACUUAUGAGUACGGAGAUGCUGGUGCGCAUAUUCUUCUUCCAAUGUUUAAACUUGGCAAAUUACUUGAUGAAGAUGAGUAUCAACAACGAAUAGUUCCUUGCCUAGUGAAACUGUUUAGUUCUUCUGAUCGUACUACUCGGGUCAAAUUACUAGAAAAAAUAGACGAGUUUUCCAGUCGCUUAAAACCUCAGGUUGUCAAUGAGAAAAUUUAUCCUAAUUUAAUUACCGGUUUUCUCGAUUCCAAUUCAGCUGUUCGUGAAAGCACAGUUAAAGCUAUUGUUUCUUUUGCAGAUAAAUUGAAUUAUAAUAAUUUAAAUAAUGAUUUGAUGAAAUAUUUGGCUAAAUUACAAGGAUCAGAUCCAGAACCUAGCAUUAGAACAAAUACAACAAUCUGUCUCGGCAAGAUUGGUUGUUUUAUCGAUGCCAGUCAUCGCCAAAGAAUUUUAAUUUCUGCUUUUACACGUGCCUUAAAAGAUCCAUUUCCUCCUGCAAGAUUGUCUGGUGUUAUUGCCUUAAGUGCUACACAACAAUAUUUUUCUUUAAAUGAAGUAGCUCAAAAAGUUUUGCCAAAUUUAAGUCCUUUGGCUGUUGACCCUGAAAAACAGGUUCGAGAUCAAACAUUCAAAGCUCUAAGCGGCUUCCUCGAAAAACUCCAAAAAGCAAGUGAUAACCCAGAACUUAUUGCUGAAAUGGAAGCACAAGUUAAAGCCGGCGGAAAAGUUGGGUUGCUUAGUGGAGAUAAGGUCCCUCAUUGGGCUGGUUGGGCAAUUAAAGCAAUUUCUGGUAAAUUUUAUAAGUCUACUACAACAACACCCGAGACGACAACUCCAACUGAACAACAAAAUGUUCGAGAAGCAUCUUCUACUAAAAUUGAAAAUGAGAAGAAUAUAUCCAAAGGAAGUGUGGUUAAUAAAAUGGAGGUUAAAAAGGAGGUUACCCAAAAUAUUAAUAAAAAUUCUGCUGCAAUUUCUGAUGGUUGGGGAGAUGAAGAAUUAUCAGAAAAUGAAGUGGAGGAAGAAGAGGAAAAUAUAAAAAAUAUUGGCAAAAUUAAUAAAAAUACUAGAAAUAUUAGUAAUGAGGACGAUGAUUGGGGUAAUAGUGGUGGGGGAACUUGUGCUAUUGAUGCCGAUAGUUGGGAAUCUAUUAAUGAUGAAGAGGCAACCUUAACAUCAAAUAUUAAAUCUUCAUUGGAAAUUAAAUCUGCUACUUCUUCUAAAAAACCAAGCCCACCAAUAACUGAAGGAACAACCACAGCCUCAUCAACAGGAGGAAAAGCAUUAAAACUUGGAGCAGUUAAAAUGACUCAUCGCCAAACACAACAACAAAAAGAUGUCGACCUUUUAUUAUUUGGAGAAGAAGAAGAAGAAUAUCAUCAACAACAAAAAAUACAGCAACACCAACAACAACAACCUAAAAAGCCUUCAAUAACAAAAUCCUCAAUAACUUCAAGUAGUAAUAAUAGUAAUUAUGGGGAUGAACAUGAAGAUGAUUCAAAUUCAAAUUUUGGAGGGGGAGGAGGUAAUUUUGCUUCAACAAUAUUAGCUAGACAAAAAUCACCUACAAUUCCGACUGAAAAAUGGAAGAAAAAUGAAGUUGAAAAAUCAAAAACAACAAAAAUAGAUACGACAGAUUGGCAAAGUUGGUAA